Messenger RNA from Nanorana parkeri, 886 nucleotides. Its product is annotated as SH2 domain-containing adapter protein B-like. The record is from RefSeq and is a predicted model, not a curated record. The transcript is spliced from 4 exons. Lineage: Eukaryota; Metazoa; Chordata; Amphibia; Anura; Dicroglossidae. The coding region runs from base 44 to 886 and encodes 280 amino acids.
GGCAGAUCAUACAACACACAGCUCACCCUAACCGAGCCUGAUCAUGGCCAAAUGGUUGAAUAAAUAUUUCAGCCUGGGCAACAAUAAUAACAAUAAGACCAAGAGCCCCCCGCAGCCCCCCAGGCCGGAUUACAAAAGGAACGGCGGCACCGAUCGCUCGUUCCACCUGCAAAAAGAGCAGCAGCUACAGUCCUUCCCCCAGUUUCACCAUCACACGUCGCCGCUGCCCGGUCACUGCAGGGAGGAGAGCGAUCUCAUCAGAGCCUACCGGGCCCAGAAGGAGAGGGACUUCGAGGAUCCGUACAACGGGCCCGGCUCUUCCCUCCGCAAGCUGAGGGCGAUGUGCAGCGAGGAGCAGCAGCAGCAGAUAGAGGGCAGGAGGGGCAGUGCCAGGGCUCCCGGGGGCAGCAGCAGCAACAGCCUCUUCCAGGAGCCUUGCCCCGGCUCUAGCACCAACACCACCUCCUCGUCAUCAUCGUCCUCCUCCUCCCCGCACCUGUACCGCAGCAACAGCGAGAGGAGGCCGGCCAGGGCCAGGCACCAGCAGCCGCCAGUCGGGGCAGAGCUCAAGUACAUCGUGUCCCCCAAGCACCGGCUCAUCAAGAUUGACAGCUGCGGCUGGACUGACAGCGGCACCGGAGCCGGCCUUUCGGGGUCAGCAGGCAUCACUUGGAGCCCGGCGGUGACCACAGCAAUGAGCAAGAGCGAGGAGCAGAAUAAGGACAAGGACAAGGUUGUGAUUGCUGAUGACUACUCUGAUCCCUUCGAUGCUAAAAACGAACAGAAGAAAAAAGGUGUCAUAACUGAAAACAAUGGCUACAUGGAACCCUAUGAAGCCCAAAGAUUGAUGACAGAUAUUCAAAAGCACAAGCCAGUGCUUAUUUAA